CUGUUAUGGUCCUGUCAGGGCGCCGGCGUCGUGGUGCUUGGGCGGUCGCCACCGAGAGGACUUGAGUGGGGCGGGCCUCCAGGACAGCUCGGAGGCCCUCUGCGCUCGCGACCGGCCUUGUCCCCAGCUUGUACCUGCCGGCUCCCAGGCCGCACGGAAGGGCGCGCGUGCGGGUCUGCGCCGCGACCGCCUUGGGGUCCGGGCGCAGCCGCAGCCGGCGCGGAGGGGCCGCGAGAUGCAGCCGCCGGGCCCGCCCCCCGCGUACGUCCCCACUAACGGGGACUUCACCUUUGUCUCCUCUGCAGACGCGGAAGAUCUCAGUGGUUCAAUAGCAUCCCCAGAUGUCAAAUUAAACCUUGGUGGAGAUUUUAUCAAAGAAUCUACAGCCACUACAUUUCUGAGACAAAGAGGGUAUGGCUGGCUUUUGGAAGUUGAAGAUGAUGAUCCUGAAGAUAACAAGCCUCUCUUAGAAGAAUUGGAUAUCGAUCUAAAGGAUAUUUACUACAAAAUCCGAUGUGUUUUGAUGCCAAUGCCAUCACUUGGUUUUAAUAGACAAGUGGUGAGAGACAAUCCUGACUUUUGGGGUCCUCUGGCUGUUGUUCUUUUCUUUUCCAUGAUAUCAUUGUAUGGACAGUUUAGGGUGGUCUCAUGGAUUAUAACCAUUUGGAUAUUUGGUUCACUAACAAUUUUCUUACUGGCCAGAGUUCUUGGUGGAGAAGUUGCAUAUGGCCAAGUUCUUGGAGUUAUAGGAUAUUCAUUGCUUCCUCUCAUUGUAAUAGCCCCUAUACUUUUGGUGGUUGGAUCAUUUGAAGUUGUGUCUACACUUAUAAAACUGUUUGGUGUGUUUUGGGCUGCCUACAGUGCUGCUUCAUUGUUAGUGGGUGAAGAAUUCAAGACCAAAAAGCCUCUCUUGAUUUAUCCAAUCUUUUUAUUAUACAUUUAUUUUUUGUCCUUAUAUACUGGGGUGUGAGCCAAGUCAUACGUGAGUAGAAAAAGACAAAUGUGUGUGUAGGCUGGGAAUUCUUGGCCCAAGGGAUUGAAGCAAACCUGUUGCUGGUAAAAUUUUACAUGUUCCAGACAUAAUGCAGGUUUAAGAUCUUUCUACAACUGUUAUUUGUGUUUAAGUAAUUGCAGUUAUCUGGGAUGUUUUUGGUCAGAAUGCUAAAUUCUGUUCGAUUCUUCAUAUUCCAGCAAAUAAAAUAUAAAAGCAUUGUGUUUUUAAGAUUGUGUCAAUAUUCACAUAAAAACUUGUGCCAAAAGCACCUGGAUUGGUAAUUAUAUUUCACAUGAAGGGUAAAUUUGAUAACAUCUUGAUAACCUAAAAGUGCAAUUCUUUUCCUUUAAAAAAUUUUCUCCUGCAUUGCAGAUCCUGUAGAUAUAUAUUUAUAUUUAUACAUAUAUAUUUAUGGAAUAAUUAUUCACAAAAUAUAUUUCUGGAUAGCCUAAAAAUUAAGAUAUUUAAUCUGAUGCUUAAAACUUCAUUUAAAUUGGAUCUUAAUCUUGUUUAUUUAAAAAUUCAAACUUGUUUUUUAAAUGGCAUAUAAUUUUAAAAAUAGUGGUUGUUGAUAUAGAUUUGGUUUAUUUGGAUAAACUUUUAAAAACUAUUUUUGAAUGUCCAGACAUUUAAUUUAAAGUUUCUGUUAAUCUUUCUGACAAAGGGGCAAGAAGUAUAAUGGAUAUGACAUUUGGUAAAAUCAUGACUGUUUAGGAACACAAAAUAUUUAUUGCACCAGUAAAUAUUUUAAGUGGUAUUCCUAAAUCAGAAAAGUUGUGGGAAAAAACAUCUUUAAGAUUGUGUGGUCCUGAGCAAUGUUACAUGAAGUAGAAAAUAAUAAAAUGCUUCCCAGCUGUAUGUUUUGUUUUAUAA
Oryctolagus cuniculus (rabbit) is the source of this 1867-nucleotide messenger RNA. It is a transcript of the gene YIPF4, whose product is annotated as Yip1 domain family member 4. Lineage: Eukaryota; Metazoa; Chordata; Mammalia; Lagomorpha; Leporidae. Gene Ontology annotation, cellular component: trans-Golgi network; membrane. Gene Ontology annotation, biological process: vesicle fusion with Golgi apparatus; endoplasmic reticulum to Golgi vesicle-mediated transport. The record is from RefSeq and is a predicted model, not a curated record.